Phytophthora sojae is the source of this 1317-nucleotide messenger RNA. RefSeq lists its product as hypothetical. The coding region runs from base 1 to 1317 and encodes 438 amino acids. The record is from RefSeq and is a predicted model, not a curated record. Gene Ontology annotation, molecular function: molybdate ion transmembrane transporter activity. The transcript has 2 exons. Lineage: Eukaryota; Oomycota; Peronosporomycetes; Peronosporales; Peronosporaceae. Gene Ontology annotation, biological process: molybdate ion transport.
AUGCUGGUCCUGUCGGAUGAUGUCGGGGCAUCAGCGUCAACCCCCAUGCUACCCCUAGGCGCCGGCGACCGGUUCGCGAAGGUGACGGGCCCACAGAUCGGGCAGCCGCUGCAUCGAAAGCUGUUCGUGUUCACGAGGCCAGGCUGGCGAGCGUACCUGAAGCAAUUCAUGACCUUGCAGGAGGUCUCAGGUGCAUUUGGAGACAUCGGACUGUUCCUACCGCUGCUCACUGCGCUUGCCAUUGGACGCGUGAAUGGAGCACCGCAGAUCGAGUUCGGAGCCGCAUUGUUCUUCGCCGGAGUUUUCACGUCAAGCUUGGCACUUCACUUCAAUGUGCCGAUUCCAAUCCAGCCCAUGAAGACGAUCGCAGCUGUGGCGAUCGCCGACAAGGUCCCUAACGAGCAAAUUAUCGCUGCGGGUAUCCUCAUGGGGGCCAUUGUGGGACUGCUGGCGCUCACCAACAUCAUCACGCAUCCAAGUACGGUCGUGCCGGUUCCAAUUGUGCGCGGGAUUCAGUUGGGAGGCAAGAACGAAGUCAUUUGGUUUGGGUUGGAUUCUGUCACGGUGUCGUUGCUUCUAGGAGCCUUGUGCAUCGUGUUCAUCCGCAGCCGCAAAGUGCCCAUGGCCUUGCUGCUAUUCGUGUACGGCAUGACGGUCGCUGUAUACCAGUAUCUUCGCCUACGUGAUGAGUAUCAUCUGCCGUCGCUAGCGCUGGGACCGAAGUUCGUCGCGCCGGUGGUCCCCACGAUGCACGACUUUGGCCAGGCUUUCGUGUACCUCGUCCUGCCACAACUGCCACUCACCUUGUUGAACUCGGUAGUCGCUCUCGAAUCGCUGGCAGCUGAGCUCUUCCCCACCCACGACAAACCUGCCGGCGUGCGCCGCGUGUGCUUCAGUAUCGCCGGCGGAAAUCUUCUCUUCUCUUGGUUCGGAAUGCUGCCGGUGUGUCAUGGUGCGGGCGGCCUGGCCUCCCAGUACGCCUUCGGUGCGCGGAGCAGCCUGGCGAUGGUGUUCCUCGGGGCCUUCAAGAUGUUCUUCGCGCUGCUGCUGGGCUCCACGUGCGUUGCGCUGCUUCAGACGGGCAUCUUCCCAGCGUCCGUGCUGGGCGUCAUGCUGGUCUUCAGCGGCCUGAGCCUCGCUAUUGUGGGACUGAAGCUCGAGACGGCUGAAGGCGAGCGUGAUGCAGCGCUUCUAUUGCUGCUAGUGACAGCGUCAGGCUGUCUGGCGUUCAACACUGGAGUGGGCUUCAUGCUGGGGCUCUCCGUGUACGCUGUGAGCGCGGCGCAGCGUUGCUACCGCUGGAGAGACGUACAGUAG